This is a messenger RNA of Benincasa hispida (wax gourd), 1826 nucleotides long. RefSeq names its product CBL-interacting serine/threonine-protein kinase 5-like. Gene Ontology annotation, biological process: signal transduction; protein phosphorylation. Gene Ontology annotation, molecular function: protein serine/threonine kinase activity; ATP binding. NCBI's taxonomy places the organism in Eukaryota, Viridiplantae, Streptophyta, Magnoliopsida, Cucurbitales, Cucurbitaceae. The record is from RefSeq and is a predicted model, not a curated record.
AUCUAUUUGACGUUUAUGGGUUAGUUUUCUCCUUCAUAUAUAAAACCCAUCGUAACGGAUCCUUUCUGUGUGCUCCUGAAAAGCGCCAGAAAUCGCGGCGGCUCCCAGUUUUCAACUUGUUUUCUUCUCUUCUUUCAGUCAACUAUUUCUCCCAUUGUCAAGCUUCGAUUCUUAUAAUUUCAUUCACCAUCUCUAAAUCUCACUGAUGGAAUCCAUCGGAAUCAGCAUCUACGCCGUCCUUUCCUGGAUUCCGUCGCGAAUGUAAGUGAUUUUCUUAUCUAGGUUCCGAAUUGGCCUUGCUGCUUCUGAAAUUGUGUGUGUGUGUGUGUGUGUUUGUGGAUUCUCUGUUUUAAUGGAGGAGAGGAAUGUUCUGUUUGGUAAAUAUGAGAUUGGAAGGUUGCUUGGGAAGGGGACUUUUGCUAAGGUCUAUUAUGGAAAAGAAUUGGAGUCUGGUGAAAGCGUAGCGAUUAAGGUUUUAAAUAAGGAUCAGGUCAAGAAGGAAGGGAUGAUGGAGCAGAUCAAGCGCGAGAUCUCCGUUAUGCGUCUUGUUCGUCAUCCGAACGUCGUUGAAUUGAAGGAAGUAAUGGCGACGAAAACGAAGAUCUUCUUCGUUAUGGAUUAUGUUCGCGGAGGUGAACUUUUUGCCAAAGUCGCAAGAGGAAAACUCAAAGAAGAUGUGGCUCGGAAGUAUUUCCAGCAGUUAAUCAGCGCAGUCGAUUACUGUCACAGCCGUGGAGUUUCUCACCGCGAUUUGAAGCCGGAGAAUCUUUUGUUGGAUGAGAACGAAGAUCUCAAGAUCUCUGACUUUGGACUCUCCGCUUUACCGGAACAACUACGGAACGACGGUCUUCUCCAUACGCAGUGCGGUACUCCGGCCUACGUCGCACCGGAAGUACUAAGAAGAAAGGGCUACGAUGGAGCAAAAGCCGAUAUCUGGUCUUGUGGUGUCAUUUUGUAUGUUUUGUUGGCAGGAUUCCUUCCAUUUCAAGAUGAGAACAUCAUGACUAUGUAUAAGAAGGUUUUCAAGGCCGAAUUCGAAUGUCCGCCAUGGUUCUCCGCCGAAUCGAAGCGAUUGAUUUCAAAAAUUCUCGUCGUAGAUCCAGGAAGACGAAUCACAAUCGGAGCAAUCACGCGAGUUCCUUGGUUCCGAAGAGAUUUCUCGAGAUCGCUUUCGUUCACGAUGAAGGAAAUAAUCGCAGCGAAAACAGAGGAUUCCGAUUCCGAGAGUCCAAAACUAUCGACGCCAAAAUUCUUCAAUGCGUUCGAAUUAAUAUCGUCGAUGUCGUCCGGAUUCGAUCUGUCGAGUUUAUUCGAGAACAAAAGGAAGACAGGAUCGAUGUUCACAUCGAGAUGCUCGGUAUCGACGAUCAUGGAAAAGAUCGAGACGGUGGCGAAGAGACUGAGCUUCAAGGUAUCGGAAGUGAAAGAUUUCAAACUCCGGCUCCAAGGUCCGACGGAAGGACGAAAAGGAAAACUGUCUGUAACGGCGGAGGUUUUCGAAAUAGUGCCGGAAGUUUCCAUAGUAGAAUUUUCCAAGUCGUCCGGCGAUACUCUGGAAUAUUCGAAGUUCUGUGAAGAAGACGUUCGACCGGCGCUGAAAGACAUUGUUUGGACGUGGCAAGGUGAUUGUGUCCCUAACGCUGACGGACGUCACGGCCAAUUUGACGGCGACGGAUUUUUGUGAUGAAAAAAAAAGGGAAGAAACGGUGACGCCAGCUUGUGAAAUUUGGAUUCUGUUUCAAGUUUUAAUUUAACUGCCUUUUGUUUUAAAACAUAAGUUGCCUUUUAGAGGGAAAAUAGUGCAUUUUUGCUGCGAGUUUUUGUUU